Molecule: messenger RNA, 6686 nt
Organism: Oncorhynchus nerka (sockeye salmon)
Lineage: Eukaryota; Metazoa; Chordata; Actinopteri; Salmoniformes; Salmonidae
Product: foot protein 1 variant 2-like
Exons: 2
Coding region: 5728-6681 (317 amino acids)
Source: RefSeq, a predicted model, not a curated record
GGUUAAAGGUCUUGCUCACAUUGAAUACGGAGAGCGUGAUCACACAGUCGUCCAGAACAGGUGGUGUUCUCAUGCAUGCGUCAGUGUUGUUUUCCCCGAAGCAUGCAUAACAGGCAUUUAGCUCUUCUGGUAGGCUUGCGUCACUGAGCUGCUCACGGCUUUGUAUCCCUUUUUAGCCCAUAAUAGUUUGCAAUCCCUGCCAAAUCUGACUUACCUACAUAUUGGCAGCUUUCGUUGACCCCUUCGGCCUUCUAAAUGGGCUUUUUGGCGGAGGGGGCCCACUGGGUUCCUCAGACACAUGGCUGGUGUACAGUGUGGUACAGUUGAACAGUCCAGAGAUGCCAACCAUCAACAGUCAGAUAAAGUAACAUCUCAAAACAUAAUGAUGCAUCCCAAAACAUCACUGUUUUACAUUCAUAUAUAUGUGACCGACCGCCUCGAUUCCGUCUCAUGUAGCAACAUUUUUACAAAGUUUCCUUUUUUACAGUGGAUAAAAGUAUAGACCUAGAGCUAGAAAAUUGUGUAUCAUACACUGCAGUUGAGGAACAAUGGGAAAGGAAUUCUGCUUUGAAAGAUGAUAGACUUAUAGCUUUGUAAUGGCCCUCAAAAGUUUUGGUAGACCUACUGGAGAGCUCUUCUUUGUCUUCACCCAUUCAGCAUCGUUCACACCCUCUUAAGCUUUAGCCCCACCCAUCUCUUUAAGGAUUCACGUGAGGCUAUGUACUGAACAUAGUGAGUAGUUUAGUAAACAACCAAAGAUUUCAAUAAGGGAAACCUCCAGGUAAAAAUAAACGUUUAUCUAGUCCUUGGCCUAUAUCCAAAUCUGACUUUGGUGCAGGUCAUGUUCUUCACAUUACAGUCUCUCGUAAACACACACUAAAUGUAAUAAAAUCUAAAUGUAUUUGUCACAUGCAUAUGAUACAGAAGGUGUAAACGCUACAGUGAAAUUGUUUCUUGCAUAACAGCAAUAUCAAAAACAGAAAGUGUCCAGAUGAAAAUAUUUCAUAAUUAUGAGAUGACGUACACAGUACCUGCCACACUGGUCUAAAUUGAUGGGUCAUGUGAAGGAAAUGCUAUAACCAAGCCCAGAUAGAUCUAGAUAAGUGGUUGGAUCACUACUGUCCAGACAUGUACACAUUUUCAUGAAAUACAAUAGAUGACUGUAAUCACCCCCAGACACACCUGGCUAACUUGAUGGGUCAUAUAAUCAGUAUUUUGUUUAGGCAUAUAGUUAGCUAGCCAAACAAUGAACCGGCAUAAUCCCAACUCAUACUACUACCAAUACAAACAAUGAACCGGCAUAAUCCCAACUCAUACUACUACCAAUACAAAACAAUGAACCAGCAUAAUCCCAACUCAUACUACUACCAAUACAAACAAUGAACCAGCAUAAUCCCAACUCAUACUACUACCAAUACAAACAAUGAACCAGCAUAAUCCCAACUCAUACUACUACCAAUACAAACAAUGAACCGGCAUAAUCCCAACUCAUACUACUACCAAUACAAAACAAUGAACCAGCAUAAUCCCAACUCAUACUACUACCAAUACAAACAAUGAACCAGCAUAAUCCCAACUCAUACUACUACCAAUACAAACAAUGAACCGGCAUAAUCCCAACUCAUACUACUACCAAUACAAACAUUGUCAUCGCUGUAGAAUGAAUUUGCAGGUAGUUAAAGAGAUAACAAACUAGGUUCAAUGUUCGCUAGCUAACAUUAGGCUAUAACUGGUAAUGCAAGUGGAUUUCUGAGAAUAACAUUACUACACAGCUCAUACACGUAACGUUAGCUAGCGAGCCAGCAAGUUAACGUUCGCUACCUAGCGGAACAGUAUACUUUAAUUUACAAUGAAAACGACUUUCUGACUAAAUUAGAAACAUAUAAUAUCUGGAAAUGUAGCUAGACUCUUACCCGUAUACAUGGAUGAACGCUUCCCGACUGACUGAAACCGUCUACCUCUGUUUUAUUAGCAGCUACAUCUUGUUUGGCCAGCGUUGUGCCAAGUCACUCCGGUUCACAUGGACCGUGGCGUGUGCAGAAAGUAGCCCAUCACUUUUCCCAACUGAUCUGCCGAUAGCGCCUGCUAGAUUCAGGGCAUCUACGUUGUUGAGAAAAGUAGCAAAACUUUUGUAGUUCGCGACGGCUAACGUUAAAUCUUUCAAAAACGGCAUGGUAGAAAGGACAUUCAACACAUACUCAGCAGCUCACGACAGAAGCAUGCUACAUGGGAGACCAAUCAAAACUCAUCUCCCGGCAUGUCCAGCCCAUCCAUUAUCAGCCAAUCAUGACUAGCGGGAAGGUUCCUGACUUUUUCCGUGGCUAAACCAACUAGGCUUGUAAUUUUAACAAUUUUAUUCCUAUUUACUGAUGGAAUACAAGUUUGAUAUUAAAACACAUGAAAAUUCACACGUUCCAGAAGGCAUUUCUGCAACAAAAAAACAAACAUAUUUUGAUUUUUAAAAACGAAUUGUAUUCAAAUGCCUCUCCUGUAAAGUAAUGACGUAGGACAUACGCCUAGUUUCCUGAAACGAGACACAUGUGAUGUCAUAUGCAACAACGCACAGCUUCUUACAUGGAAAACUUUUUGUUAUGACACAGAGAACUGUUCAAUGUCAGUGCAACUGACCAAUGGCAACUUCAAGACUAACGGGUGGCCAUAGGUUACAAAGUUCCAUUAACUUAAACAGACUGUGUAAAUAAGUGGUUUGGAUUGGAGGAAAAUAGAUACACUGGUUGUAUCUUCAAUGGUCAGCAAUGGGAGCUGUUACUGUUGGAUAUGCAUUAACCAGGUAGACACACAGGAAGAAUAUAUGAACGAUGUGUUAAUUUGUUAAUGUAGUAAUUUACAGGGUUACUAGGUUACUACACAGGUACAUGUAACGACUUUUAAUGAUAGACCAUACUCCACCUGGACCAUUUUUUUUUCAGUGUCUUCCAUUUUUCUCAGCUAAACCUAUUUUAAAAUGCAAGACGUUUCAUUUGAUUCAAUAUAGCUACAGAUCAUGUAAAGACACUAAUGGACAUUUUAUUUCACAGAAUUGGUGUGCAACUCGGCAGUCCACUUCAGAUUGCAUCACUGUUUUAUGUCCCAUAAUAAUGAAAGAACACGGCUUCGGCAGUCCGCCCUGCUCUCUCUCUCAUGUGUCUCAAUAAUUGUGAAAACCCCUAAAAAAGGAUUUCUAGACAUCAACCGGCUUGCAUAGUGUUGCUGUGGUACAUUCAGGAGGAGACUGGAGACCGGUAGACGCAGUGUGAUUACUCUCUAACUAUAGGAUUAAUGCAUUUGUCACACUGCAUACUUUACCAACAAUAAUUAUGAAGAAAAACUAGAUCCACAUCUCUCACGGUGUCAUUAGUGGGUAGUAGCUCCUGGCAUUCACACUGCUCGUAACUCAUCUCAAUUGCAAACAAAUCGCUAACCAAGCGCUGCUCCAUGAAGUCCGGUAUCAGGUAGCUAAAUUAAUCAUUACUGCCUCCCUGGAAUGUUUUUCACUUUGACUGUGGCUGGAGGACAACCUGACUGUGGCUGGAGGACAACCUGACUGUGGCUGGAGGACGACCUGACUGUGGCUGGAGGACGACCUGACUGUGGCUGGAGGACGACCUGACUGUGGCUGGAGGACGACCUGACUGUGGCUGGAGGACGACCUGACUGUGGCUGGAGGACGACCUGACUGUGGCUGGAGGACGACCUGACUGUGGCUGGAGGACGACCUGACUGUGGCUGGAGGACGACCUGACUGUGGCUGGAGUACAAACUCCACCUAUGGUUUAGACAAAGUUAGAAAAUGAGCCAAUAAUUAAUCUUCCUACAUCAACAAAUGAUAACUCCAUUUUCCUUUUGUAGUCAGAUUAAUACACUGCUUCUUCUUCAGAGAGAGAGGACAAACAGAUUUGCACUGAAAAGGGACAAGCUUGCUUUAAAAUAAAUCCAGGGUUUUAAAUGCGCAUCCCAGGAAAUAAUAGGCUGGCUGCAAAGUCAAAAUUGGCUACAACCAAUUUGGGUUAGCAGUGUGGUUAGGGUUAGGUUUAAAAUCAGAUUUUAGUAACCACUAGUGGUGCUCAGGUCAGAUGUUUGUUCACUGGUGCCUGCAUGCAAUUGCUAAUAACCCGCCCGUAUCCGCCCGCAACUGUACAUGAUUAAGUGAAAAUCUGUGGUCUGCACCCGACUAACCCGCUAAUAUAGAAAAUGCGCUGUAUGCUAGUCAGACUGCGGGAAGGAUUUGAAGGGGUUUUGUUGCCUGAUUUAGAUACGUUUCUGUUUUAUAAUUUCUGACAUUUCAGUAGACUACUUUUUUCUCAACAUGUCUAUAAUUCGAUACAUGCAGCUUCAUAAAGGCCUAUAUGUUGCCCUAAAAGACUAAAUACACACUUGCACAGCAGAAUAAUGUCAGAAAUCAAUAGAAUGGUUGCUUCAAUCUAGCUGACAUUGCAACGUUUUCCUUUUUUUGCUUCUUUCAUAGAGCAAAGACCUAAAAAGGUAAACAUUUUUUGCAAAAUUUCCAAACAUUCAGUUUGACCAGUUAUAAGGAAAUAGAAAGCUGUGAAAACAAGAUUUCAGUUUGGCUUGGAUGCAUAUGUUAUGGUGAAAUAGCCUGGGCUACUAUCAGCUUGUAUGAUGCUGAUAAAGAUGGCACCUCUACAGAUAGUUAUGAACUGCUCAUUCACAAUUCUCUCAACAUGAUGAGAACUCCUGUCCCGAGUCAAAAAUCUAGCCUACAUUUGGUGUAGCCUUUUACUACAAGAAAUGCUUAAUUCUGCAUGAGUUCAUAUUAAGGCUGAAGAGUAAGUGACAAAAUAAAAACAAAUCCUCAUUAAAAUCAGUCAGCUAGUAAGCGAGACAUAUCUGGGACCUCAUUUAUCAGAAAGGCAGAAAUCUGUGCGUAAACCAUGCGUUGGUUCAUUUCCAUGCAGAAUGUGAGAUUUAUAAAAUAUGAGUGUGCGUAAAUGUACAUUUUACAGCACAGCCAUAACCAUAGGCCUACGCACAGUGCCAAGUGGUGGAAUAAGGUAGAAUGGGAAUAAAUAUAUGUUGAAAAUGAGUUAAAUUGUGAAAUUAAUAAUUUAAAUGGUUUCCUUGUAUUUGUAGCACAACCCUUGAUGAGCCGAUUGAUACUGUUUUGGAUGCAAUCACCAGCAAAAUCAAUAGUUGCAUCCAAUUUCUCCAUCGCACAACAAGUGGAAGUCAAGAUGGGUUUCUGUGCCAUCAAUGGGUUCCCAAAUACGAUCAGAGCAAUAGACGUCUACCACAUCGCCAUAAAAUCACGAUCCCAAAAUGAGUUCAACUAGGCUUCCAAUCAAAUCAAAUCAAAUUUAUUUAUAUAGCCCUUCGUACAUCAGCUGAUAUCUCAAAGUGCUGUACAGAAACCCAGCCUAAAACCCCAAACAGCAAGCAAUGCAGGUGUAGAAGCACGGUGGCUAGGAAAAACUCCCUAGAAAGGCCAAAACCUAGGAAGAAACCUAGAGAGGAACCAGGCUAUGUGGGGUGGCCAGUCCUCUUCUGGCUGUGCCGGGUGGAGAUUAUAACAGAACAUGGCCAAGAUGUUCAAAUGUUCAUAAAUGACCAGCAUGGUCGAAUAAUAAUAAGGCAGAACAGUUGAAACUGGAGCAGCAGCACAGUCAGGUGGAAGUUGAAACUGGAGCAGCAGCAUGGCCAGGUGGACUGGGGACAGCAAGGAGUCAUCAUGUCAGGUAGUCCAAUCACUUAAUAUGCAGGAGAAAUGUGAUGCUGCUGAAUGUGGUGGCCAGGUGGAACACACAACUUAAUUCUGCCGAACAGCAAUGUUGGCCUUCGCCUGCAGGUUGGAGCUCUUGGCGAUGGCUUAUUGGACCGUGUCAGUCAGCACCCUUGGCUCCCUACUUGAUGUGGCACUGGCAUGAGUUGACUCCCCCUGGGUGGCACUGGCAUGAGUUGACUCCACCUGGGUGGCACUGGCAUGAGUUGACUCCACCUGGGUGGCACUGGCAUGAGUUGACUCCACCUGGGUGGCACUGGCAUGAGUUGACUCCACCUGGGUGGCACUGGCAUGAGUUGACUCCCCCUGGGUGGCACUGGCAUGAGUUGACUCACCCUGGGUGGCACUGGCAUGAGUUGACUCCCCCUGGGUGGCACUGGCAUGAGUUGACUCCACCUGGGUGGCACUGGCAUGAGUUGACUCCACCUGGGUGGCACUGGCAUGAGUUGACUCCACCUGGGUGGCACUGGCAUGAGUUGACUCCACCUGGGUGGCACUGGCAUGAGUUGACUCCACCUGGGUGGCACUGGCAUGAGUUGACUCCACCUGGGUGGCACUGGCAUGAGUUGACUCCACCUGGGUGGCACUGGCAUGAGUUGACUCCACCUGGGUGGCACUGGCAUGAGUUGACUCCACCUGGGUGGCACUGGCAUGAGUUGACUCCCCCUGGGUGGCACUGGCAUGAGUUGACUCCCCCUGGGUGGCACUGGCAUGAGUUGACUCCACCUGGGUGGCACUGGCAUGAGUUGACUCCACCUGGGUUGCACUGGCAUGAGUUGACUCCACCUGGGUUGCACUGGCACUGGAUCUCUGCUAGUCACUCUGCAACAGACAUUUUUAACUUGUCUCAAUGCCUUGUCAAGUUAUUUGAUUCGUUAUUAGCCUACAGUUACUUAUUUGUUACUUAUGUGAAACAAUUUGUUUUCGAAUAUCAUGAUAAAUAAAUAUU